Molecule: messenger RNA, 2172 nt
Organism: Spodoptera litura
Lineage: Eukaryota; Metazoa; Arthropoda; Insecta; Lepidoptera; Noctuidae
Source: RefSeq, a predicted model, not a curated record
AUGAGUAAGACACCACAGUCUAAGCUAACAAUUGUAGACGUGUCUAAGUUUGGUCCUAGCGUGUUUACCCUUACUUUUGCGCUAGAAGUGGUGGGGAGCGAAGUCUGGAGUGAUAGUGGCGAAGGAUGGGUUGAACUUGGAAGUAUAAUUCAUGGAGUCAAAUUGGUGUAUCAAUUGUAUCCUGGCCAGAUAUUUGAGGUGGAAGUAGUAGUAUAUCCACACGCGGCUAAGAUCGUCUGUGGAAAUAAUUAUGAUUGGGUUCGAACGUGGCACUAUUUAGAAAGAAUAUUUCUGACGUUCUCGAUCAGCCACGCAUUUCCAGUCAGAGUGACGGAAUUUCGUAAUUUUGUGGCAAUAGUGACACCACACCCCGGAAUAUCCGUACUUAGUGCUAAUGCUAAAUCCGAGAAAUCUCACAUUUAUCUCCCGCCAUUACAAUUCGGCGAACGACGUCAAUUCGCCAAGGCUUUUGACUCUGAAUAUCCUCUCAAGAAGUAUAUUUGGGACUUAAUAUGGUAUCGGGUUGUGGUACAUAUCCCGACCACGUAUUUAGAUGGCCUAUUCGAUACACCAUAUCCAGUUUAUGGUGCCAGGCAUCAGGAUGCAGUACUAGAUGAAAUACAUAAUGCAGUUUUAAAUCAGCCUUCGUUGCUCGAAUCGGAGAUAAAUAUGAAUAAGGGACAUCAUAGUAAGACUGACAAAAAGAAACCUGAAGAAACGAGUUCCAAAUUUGAUAUGAAACUUUCUGGUGAUUGGAUCUUAGCUGGAGUUGGAAGAGUUGUACCAUUUGUGACCACAGGUUGCCGGUUACCAGAGCUCGGUGAAGUAGUAGCUCUGAUCAGCACUGGUAACUUACCCUCCUAUGACGACGUCCCGAUUUUUUUCGCCAACGUCACUAAUCUAGCUGAUCUUCCAGUAGAUCAUUUGUUACAAAACAAUUUCACUCAUAUUUAUACGAGAUGGAUGGUCGCCGACGAAGAUCGUUCUUCAGAUCAAAUAUCUCUAGGGAAUAAGACAUCUAAAUCUCAGAUUAAUUUUAAAGAUCACCACGCAGUACCAUUGUCAAAUGCUUCAGCUUCUGAUAUGAUGGCUAUAUUUUUGGAAGAACCCUUUUGUAUAGAGCUUCGUGGAAUAAGAACACCACCGGAGCCACAAAAAUCUAACUUUUUUGGUUAUGAUAAAUGUGAUCGAGAUUUUGCAACGGGCAUAACACCCUCAAUACCCAAUCAAGAUGUGGAUAUUCUGAUUGCACAGACAAAAAUUGAUGCCAGAGCCUUAAAAAAAAUCAAUGGUCACGUGAAAGGAGAAUUCUCAUUAUUUCCUCCUGAGACAUAUAUAGUGCCACUGGAACGUGAAGGGAUUUGUACCAACGACAUAAAUGCAAUGAGAGCAAAGGUCAAACCAGAUUUUGUAAUUCAACCAAGUAAAAUCCUAGAGGCACAGAUGACAUUAGAAGUAUCUAUAGGCCUUGUAGGAUGUAAACCUCACCCAGUAAAUACGAGAUAUUCUAGAUUAUAUAGUCUUAUCAGUGACCAUGGCGCCAUAAUGGUUAUAUUACGACAAAUAACGGAAAUAAACGAGGCAUUGCUAUUAACUGGCAAUAGUACUGGUUUGCUAACAGGAUUUGCUUUAGAUACCGGAGAUACUGUGAUGUUAUAUGUGGAAGGGCCGAAAGAAGGUGAGAUUUUACGAAUAUGGGAAAGGACAGCAGAUUUUUAUCCUAUUGUGAAGCCUCUUUUCUCGACUUCUAGUAAUUAUAUUGGGAGGUUAUAUCCUGAGCUGCUUCUUGGUGCCAUGCCAUUCAAUAUUUUGAAAAUGUUUGUGCCGUUAUCGGUUUUGUUAGGGUUGACACCAAUUUACGCUCGUCCUGCAUUACCACUGCCUACCCGUGCUGCCGUGUUGAAGAUAGGACGCUUAAUUGGCGGAAGGUUCUCUACGGUUCCAUGUAGACGCGUAAUGCCAACAGCUAUGGAACUGAAGAGUUUCAGACUGGAGCUAUGCGUGGCGCCGCGGCCUCCAGCGACUACCAUUUUAGAUGUUCCCUUAGUCAAAACCAGCAACGUAACAAAUGUGGCACCUCAAAAGACAGUUUCGACAAAAAGUUGCGGUCGAAACGCGAAAUAUGAUGAAGCUUCUGAGCGUGUUUCGUGGAGCGGUGACGAAACGAAGUAA